This is a messenger RNA of Arachis stenosperma, 1510 nucleotides long. RefSeq lists its product as uncharacterized. The transcript is spliced from 10 exons. Gene Ontology annotation, cellular component: cytoplasm. The coding region runs from base 78 to 1193 and encodes 371 amino acids. Lineage: Eukaryota; Viridiplantae; Streptophyta; Magnoliopsida; Fabales; Fabaceae. The record is from RefSeq and is a predicted model, not a curated record.
UCUCUUAACCCGAAAUUGAAAAUUAGAUAAAGCAGAAGCAACGAAAGAAAGAAAGAGGAACACGAUAGCAGAAGAGAAUGAAGCAGUCGAAUAUUGAGCACGAGGAAGACGAAGGAGAAGAACCCCCGGUUGCUGUUCUGAUUCACCCAGAAGAAUACGAACCCUUUUUUGAGAAACCCUCCGUUGGGGUCACUCUCAUCACCGGCUAUCUCGGUGCUGGCAAGUCCACCCUGGUGAAUCACAUUUUGAAUUCCCAGCAUGGGAAGAGGAUUGCUGUCAUAUUGAAUGAAUUUGGUGAGGAAAUCGGAGUGGAGAGAGCCAUGAUUAAUGAAGGGGACGGUGGCGCGCUUGUUGAAGAAUGGGUCGAGCUUGCCAAUGGGUGUAUAUGUUGCACGGUCAAGCACAGUUUGGUUCAAGCCUUAGAGCAGCUCGUGCAGAGAAAGGAAAGGCUUGACCAUAUAUUACUAGAAACGACUGGAUUGGCAAACCCAGCACCAUUGGCAUCUGUUCUUUGGUUGGAUGAACAAUUAGAAGCAGCAGUGAAGCUUGAUUCCAUUGUCACUGUUGUGGAUGCAAAAAAUCUUCGAUUUCAACUUACUGAGCAUCGCAGUUCAUCUUCGUUCCCCGAAGCUUAUUUUCAGAUAGCAUUUGCGGAUGCUAUAAUUCUUAACAAAGUUGAUUUGGUAUCUGCAGAGGGCUCUGAAGCUCUGCAGGAACUCGAGGAGGAAUUACAUAAUAUUAACUCCCUUGCAGAGAUUAUUCAUUCCGUCCGAUGUCAAGUUGAAUUGUCUAAGAUAUUGAACCGUGAAGCUUAUGAUACUGCACGGGCCAUGCAUUUAGAGACAUUGUUAGAAGAAAAUCGUUCUUUGUCUACUAAAAAGCUUCAUGAUAGUGGCAUUAGAACCAUUUGUAUUUAUGAGAAACAGGCAAUUCAUCUUGACAAGACUCGUAUAUGGCUUGAGGAGAUACUCUGGGAGAAGAAAUAUGACAUGGAUGUCUAUCGAUGCAAAGGAGUGUUAAGUGUCCGAAACUCUGAUCAGCUGCAUACUUUGCAGGCUGUGAGGGAGCUGUACGAUAUCGUUCCUGCACGCAAGUGGGAGAAGGAAGAAAUCCCGAUGAACAAGAUUGUCUUUAUAGGUCAUAAUCUGAAAGAAGAUAUUCUAAUAAAUUCCUUGAAGGCUUGUGCAACCUAAUAAGCUAGGUGUGUUUAUUUGAAGAUAAAAUCGAAGGAAGCGAGAAAAAUUGGAAGGAAAAUAACUACUUUCCAUUGUUUGGUUGAAGUGGAAAAUCCAAAGGGAAGAUCCAUUGUUUGGUUGAAGUGGAAAAUCAAAAGGGAAGAAAUGAAUAGUGUAAAAAGGUGGGGGUGGGACUCGCUAGAUAUUUUUCCCUCCAACGUUAGAUGUAAAAUGGAAGGAAAAUGUAUCACGGGAUUAUAUUUCAAUAUAACCCUCUUCUUUUUUAAUAUACUUUAUCUAUACUAAUAUAUAAAGUCAAGUGUCCAAUUUUAGUA